CUCUCUUGAGUUUCACUUCAUGUUUUCUUCCUGAUUCUGCGUAGCAGGACAACUUUCCAACGUCUUACUACUGCACCACAGGACGACGGACAUCAUUACUGCAAAUGGCCCUCCAGUGGCUGAGCUGCAGUACUGCAUGGCUGCUUCUCUUGGUCUGCAUCGUCCCGGUGGACAUGCAGUCCUGCACCGGAGGAAUCCCCGGGAUCCCUGGGAUCCCCGGCACCCAUGGACCCAACGGACAGGACGGCGUGAAGGGGGAGAAAGGAGAUCUAGGUGAAGGAGGUCAGCCAAUCAGGGGUCAGAAAGGGGUGGCAGGUAUGCGGGGCCCGCCGGGCCGGCCUGGUAUGAAGGGGGACAUGGGCCUGCCGGGCCCUGCCGGAUACCCGGGCCAGAAAGGGGAGAAGGGAAGACCCUUCAACCUGUCCAAAAAGCAGAAAUCCUUCUUCUCCAACAAGAGAGCCAUUUCAAAUGUAGUAGAGACGAACAUGCCGAUUAACUUCAACAGAGUGAUUUUGCCUGCGUUGGAGCCACAAUUUCAAGGAGAGACGCUGGUAAACGGGACGUUCCAGUGUGCAAUCAAAGGAGUGUAUUUCUUCAGUUUCCACGUUUCAGCAAAGUCCCGAGUGUGUCUGAAGCUGAUGAAGGGCAGCAAGGAGCACUUCAUGCUGUGCGACAGCUCUGACAGCUUCUUGGUCACGUCCGGCUCGGCGGUUCUGGACCUGGAAGUCGGAGAUAAAAUUUAUGUGGAGUCAUCCAAAUACAACAACAUAGUGGUGUCGCAGACCAGCACCAGCCACAGCUUCACCGGCUUCCUCAUCUUCCCCACCUCUUAAACCUCAGACCGUCCGUCUGUCUGUCAGUCCGCCGGACAUUUCAACCAGUCAGAGGAAAUACUCCUGCUUGGUAAUAAAGGCUGCUUCUGCGUCUUUUCUCCAAAAAUUAUAUUUCACGUUUCUCAUGAACACAGCAAAAUCAGAAAAUCUUCCCAACUAUUAUGGCCUAGUUUCCAGUGCAAAUAUCCUUGUACACUUAAAAUAAGACAAAACUAACUUAUUAGCAACUUCUCAGCAAGAGAUAUGAGCUUGUUUCAAAUCAAUAACUCCUUAAUGUGCUUUUAAUGAAGUUCUAGUUCCACUGGCAGAUUAUUUCUCUUAUA
Poecilia latipinna (sailfin molly) is the source of this 1156-nucleotide messenger RNA. RefSeq names its product complement C1q subcomponent subunit B-like. NCBI's taxonomy places the organism in Eukaryota, Metazoa, Chordata, Actinopteri, Cyprinodontiformes, Poeciliidae. The record is from RefSeq and is a predicted model, not a curated record. Bases 105 to 833 code for a protein of 242 amino acids. Gene Ontology annotation, molecular function: protein binding. The transcript is spliced from 5 exons.